GCUUCCUGGGCCCACUUGACUUGUGGGCGGCCGCUCUUUGGGGCGACAUAAGCCAGGAACGUCAUUGAAAGUUUGCGGUGGGUGUUGCCUUUACUUACCGAGCUAGCGCCUUGAGCAGUUUACUCGCAUGAGUUUAGCGGCGGUAAUGCCUUCUUAGCGCUAGUGUGGAAGCCUUAAAGGAGGAAGGAAGGAGGUGGGAGCGUAACUCAUACGACUUUCAUACACUACCUUACUAGCUUACAACUGGUGUCCGCUUCGCUACCCCCAAAUGACUUCCUCGUUCUUAGCCUGGUUUUGGAGCGAGAGAUUUUGGCUUCCAGAAAAUGCUUCCUGGGCGGAACUGGAGCAUCCGCCACCUGGCGUGGAAUACCCUCGAGUGGGAGAUAUACUUUACGCCCUGCCGCUCGCGGUUGUAGUUUUCGUGCUCCGGCUCCUAUUCGAAAGGCUAGUGGCCAAACCCUGUGCCCACAUCCUUCAGAUUCAGGCGGGAGUGCAUCGUCAAGCCCAGUCCAAUGCUGUCCUGGAGAGAGUGUAUCAGUCCAAAACGAGUCCAGAAGCAAAGCAACUGGAUGGACUUUCCAAGCAGCUGGACUGGGAUGUACGGAAGAUACAAAGAUGGUUUCGUGUCCGCCGCAACCAAGACAAGCCGAGUCUCCAGACAAAGUUCUGUGAGAGCAUGUGGCGCCUCACGUUUUACUUGGGAAUUUUUACUUAUGCUGUUCACCAUUUAUGGGUGUCACCCUGGACAUGGAACACAAGACUGUGCUGGGACAACUAUCCCUUUCAGCAUCAGAGUCCUCAACAAUUCAACCACUAUGUGGCUGAGCUGGCUUUCUAUUGGUCUCUGAUGUUUACCCAGUUCACGGAUAUUAAACGUAAGGAUUUCUUCAUCAUGCUUGUGCACCACCUGGCCACCAUUGUCCUCAUCACCUUUUCCUACGCCAACAACAUGCUAAGAGUUGGGACUUUGGUCAUGUGUGUGCAUGAUGCAUCAGACAUCUUCCUCGAGGCAGCUAAGCUGGCCAACUAUGCCAAAUACCAGCGGCUCUGUGACGGCCUGUUUGUUGUGUUCAGCAUCAGCUUUUUCAUUGCCCGGCUCGUUAUCUUUCCUUUCUGGAUUAUUCACAGCGUUUUGAUUGAGAGCUGGGAGAUUUCAGGCCCAUACCAGUCCUGGUGGCUGUUUAAUGGGUUACUUCUGAUCUUACAGACUCUUCAUAUCAUCUGGUUCUACCUCAUUGCACGGAUUGCAAUUAAAGCUAUUUUUAAGGGAAAGGUGGAAAAAGACGAUCGCAGUGACAUCGAGAGCAGCUCAGACGAUGACAUUCAUUCCAACAACAGUAAACAUCCCAGUAAGACCAGCGGUACCACCACUAACAUAAAUGGAGAAAAUCAUGACCACUGACCAAGAGCGGAAAUUUAGUAUUUUUUUUCACCUCCUUUGUGCCGUUUGAAACUUUUCUGUCACUUUGACCAUGGCAAGAGAUAGCCAAAGAGAGGACUGUGUGCGGUAUCCGGUGUAUGACUGGAUUCUGUUUACACUUUGUCAUGUUUACACCUGUUUCAAGAGUGAACUGAGAGUUUGAUUGAGCAAACAAGUCUGGUUUGCAUUCUCACUCUGUGUGCCUUUUUGUGUGUAUGGGUUUUUGUCUGUGUGCAAACUUAUAAUAUUACAGAAAUUUCCUUGAAAACAGAAGACAACUGUCGAUACCAUUUCAUAUGAUGAAUUACCUUUUAUUACAGAUUGUAAUAGUUUUACAGCUGGAAAACAAAAUCCCCGCAUCUGCCUUACAGAAUUCACUUCAACUUGUGUAAUCCUAGAAUUUCCAAAUGCCAAAUUUGUUUUCUUGGUAAAAAAAAACAACCUCUGUUAUCAAAGGAAAGAAAUAGCAGGAUAUAUGUUAUGGUAAUUACUAUGAAUGUUCACGUGAACUUGAUUUUCCAAUUUCACUAAAACAUUAAAUACAUUUUGUGAUCCACAA
Messenger RNA from Nerophis ophidion (straightnose pipefish), 1979 nucleotides. RefSeq names its product ceramide synthase 5-like. The transcript has 10 exons. Lineage: Eukaryota; Metazoa; Chordata; Actinopteri; Syngnathiformes; Syngnathidae. Bases 269 to 1402 code for a protein of 377 amino acids. Gene Ontology annotation, cellular component: membrane. Gene Ontology annotation, molecular function: sphingosine N-acyltransferase activity; DNA binding. The record is from RefSeq and is a predicted model, not a curated record. Gene Ontology annotation, biological process: ceramide biosynthetic process.